AAAAAAAAUUUGGGAAUUUGCAGGUCUGAAACAUUUACUCUCUCUCCUCUCUCCUCCAGUUUUAUUUCAAAUUCCUCUCUUCUGUUUCUUUCUCUCUCUAAAAUCUUCCCGAUUCAGUUUCGAGCUCUGAAAUUUGUGACCAGAAAAAUGGGUGUGCCGGAAACCGACCCACUGUCUCAGCUGAGCCUGCCGCCGGGGUUUCGAUUCUAUCCGACGGACGAGGAGCUUCUGGUUCAGUACCUCUGCCGCAAGGUUGCUGGGUACCAAUUCAAUCUGCAAAUAAUUGCUGAAAUCGAUCUCUACAAGUUCGAUCCAUGGGUUUUACCAAGCAAAGCUAUAUUUGGUGAAAAAGAAUGGUACUUUUUCAGUCCGAGGGACCGGAAAUACCCGAAUGGGUCGCGACCCAAUCGGGUUGCCGGCACUGGGUACUGGAAGGCCACUGGAACUGAUAAGGUCAUAACAACUGAAGGUAAAAAAGUUGGUAUUAAAAAAGCCCUUGUUUUCUAUGUGGGCAAAGCCCCCAAAGGCAUCAAGACCAAUUGGAUUAUGCACGAGUAUCGCCUCAUCGAGCCCUCUCGCAAAAAUGGCAGCUCCAGGUUGGAUGAAUGGGUUUUGUGUCGUAUUUACAAGAAGAGCACCAGCUCAGCAGCGGCGGCGGCAGCACAGAAGUCCGUAACGAGCGUUUCGGGCAAAGAGCACAGCAACGGCUCGUCGUCGCCAUGCUCUUCUCAGCUCGACGACGGGCUCGAGUGGUUGCCGGAUAUCGACGACCGGUUCUUCACCCUGCCCCGGAUAAACUCGCUCAAGACGCUGCAGCAGCAGGACAGCAAGCUUAAUUUUCAGAAUACGGGUUCCGGGAAUUUCGACUGGGCGAGUCUCGCGGGGCUCAACUCGGCGCCGGAACUCGGUCUCAAUAAUCAGACUCACCAAGGUCAAGGACAGAUGAAUUUGAAUUACAAUGACAAUGACAUGUUUGUCCCUUCAAUCCCAUCUCUCUGCCACGUGGAAUCCCGGCCGGAGAGGGUUGGGAAGACGGCGGAGGAGGAGGUGCAGAGCGGACUCAGAACCCGGCGGGUGGACAACUCGGGAUUCAUCCAGCAGAACUCUCAAAACUUUUGUAACCCGGUUCGGCCCGGCGGGUUCGGGCUUUGGCAGUGAAAAGUAAAAAGUGAAAGUCAAAAGGGCGGUAGAGAGGGAGUGCAUUUCGGUAGAGAAAUGAAGCAGGAGUGCAUUUCUGUAAAUACCUGGGAUUCUUUGGGCUUACAUGUUGGGUUAGAUAAAAAAAAAAGUAGUCUGGCAAGGGUAGCAUGAUAAGGGUAGAUGGAGCUUUGACGUCUUUUUUGCCGGUUUUCGGCCGCAGAUUCAAUGAACGCAAAAGUUAGAACCUUUGUACAACAAUUAAUCUAAGAAUAUAGAAUGUCAUUUCCAGUUGUCAGAUAAAAACGGGUCAAACAUUCUCAUCUGCCAUUCGUGUGAAAUAAUAUUGAAAAGUCAAAUUCUAAUA
Pyrus x bretschneideri (Chinese white pear) is the source of this 1504-nucleotide messenger RNA. Its product is annotated as NAC domain-containing protein 72. The record is from RefSeq and is a predicted model, not a curated record. NCBI's taxonomy places the organism in Eukaryota, Viridiplantae, Streptophyta, Magnoliopsida, Rosales, Rosaceae. The transcript is spliced from 3 exons. Gene Ontology annotation, biological process: regulation of DNA-templated transcription. Bases 148 to 1158 code for a protein of 336 amino acids. Gene Ontology annotation, molecular function: DNA binding.